Molecule: messenger RNA, 1681 nt
Organism: Hyaena hyaena (striped hyena)
Lineage: Eukaryota; Metazoa; Chordata; Mammalia; Carnivora; Hyaenidae
Gene: HYLS1
Product: HYLS1 centriolar and ciliogenesis associated
Exons: 4
Coding region: 416-1306 (296 amino acids)
Biological process (GO): cilium assembly
Cellular component (GO): non-motile cilium; centriole
Source: RefSeq, a predicted model, not a curated record
CGCUUGGGUGUGCUGUGCGCCUGCGCGAGCUGCUGGACGCUAACGGAAGCCUGCGGAGCUUCGCCCGCCUGGCAGCGGUACUCGGUGCGGCGAGCGGACCUCGGCGGGGCAGGUUUACUGCUUCCCAAGGCUGGGGUAAGCUGUGUCGUGCUGUGCCCUUGGCGUGCCUGAGCCCCCCGAAGUCACAGUGGGUGUCCGUGGCGCGCCCGACGCCCACUGCCAGCCCGGUGGCUGCCCUGGCUGGCACCUCCGUAGCUCAGAGGGCGGCGGGGGGGCGGUGUCGCCGCGGGAGCCGGGUUCCCCGGAGGCCGCCAGCUUCGGAGGUGACAACCACGCCCGAGGCCAGGUUUUUCUUGAAAACUAAUGGCAGUGGAGGUACAUUGAAAUAAGAAGGGCCUAUAGUGGAGGAGAAGCAAUGGAGGAACUCAUGGGACCCAGUGGACAAAAAUGGGCUGAUAUGGAUCCGGAAGAACGAAUGCUGGCAGCUGCUACAGCUUUCACCCAGAUCUGUGCGGGGCAGGGUGAGGGAGAUGUCCGAAGAGAUGCCCAGUCUAUGCAAUACGACCCCUACAGUAAAGCCUCAGUAACCCCAGGGAAGCGACCUCUCCCUGUGCCACUGCAGCACCCACAUGUAGAAAGUAAUGCCACUUCAGAAAUAGUCUCAGAGGCCUCCCAAAGACUCCGAAAGCCAGUGAUGAAGAGAAAGGUGUUGCGGAGGAAGCCAGGAGGGGAAGUCUUAGUGACAGAUGAGUCGGUUAUCAGUGAAUCAGAGUCCGGUACAGAAAGUGAUAUGGACGUCUGGGACUUGAGACAAAAGCUGAUGAGUCUGCAGUUCCAGGAAGACAGGGAAUCCCCAGUUGACAUUUCACAAAAAUUUAAUUUACCACAAGGAAUUUCUCAAGAUGAGCUCAUGUGCUAUCUACGAAGAGAAGGAAUGGCCGCUCCAGCUUAUGAACAAGACCUGAUUGUUGCCAGCCGACCAAAGUCCUUUAUUCUCCCAAGGCUGGACCAGUUGAGCCGAAACCGGGGCAAGAUAGACCGCGUGGCCCGAUAUUUUGAGUACAAACGAGACUGGGACUCAAUGAGGUUACCUGGUGAAGAUCAUAGAAAGGAAUUACGCUGGGGUGUCCGAGAGCAGAUGCUUUCUCGAACAGAACCCCCGCCCAAGCCCCAGCACAUCUAUGUUCCUAACAAUUACCUAGUGCCAACUGAGAAGAAAAGAUCUGCCCUUCGUUGGGGCGUUCGUUGUGACCUUGCAAAUGGGGUCAUGCCCAGGAAGCUUCCCUUCCCGCUUUUUCCUUCUUAAGUGUUUUUUUAACCUCUUUUAUGGGAUUGUUUGGGGGGUAGCCUGGUUCCUUCUUUCUCUCCUUUUAUUUAAGUAGAAACAACUACCUUGAAAGCCCAUGGAACAUGAUAAAGACGUCAUCUAUCACUGGUCUUUCCUAAGUCAAAAUCCCGUUGGUAUCAAAUGCUACUUUACUUCCAAAUGACCACUCUCAAAUCCAGUAAUUGCAAGAGAAAUCAUGCCAGAGAAGGAAAAACAGGCCUUGUCUUUCCACUUUAUCAGAUAGCACUAUUUCUGUUCUAUGCUGUUUCUAACCUUUGGCCGAUGUGUGAGUUGCUGUCUUUAAAGUUGCUGGGUGUUAAGCUUAUUCAUUAAAGAAUUUUGAAAUUUUUUGAA